AUCCGUCCGAUCCCCCAGCCACUUUACAAUCACACCCUAUAUAUACGCCUUAACCUGUCUAACGUUGGAAACUUUUGUUCGUUCGAAGAAGGAGAAGACCGAGACGAACAGAGCGCGAAUCAAGCAGAGAUGGCCCGUACCAAGCAAACUGCUCGUAAGUCAACUGGAGGAAAGGCUCCCAGGAAGCAGCUCGCAACCAAGGCUGCCCGUAAGUCUGCACCAACCACUGGAGGAGUCAAGAAGCCCCACAGAUACCGCCCGGGUACCGUUGCUCUUCGUGAAAUCCGUAAGUACCAGAAGAGUACUGAGCUGUUGAUCAGGAAGCUGCCAUUCCAGAGGCUUGUUCGUGAAAUUGCCCAGGACUUCAAGACUGAUCUGCGUUUCCAGAGCCAUGCAGUGCUGGCACUGCAGGAGGCUGCUGAGGCUUACCUGGUGGGUCUGUUUGAGGACACCAACCUUUGCGCUAUCCAUGCCAAGCGGGUUACCAUCAUGCCGAAGGAUAUCCAGCUUGCCAGGAGGAUCAGGGGUGAGCGUGCCUAAGCAACCCGCCUGCCUUGCAAUGGAGCGGGGUUAAUUGUGGGGUGGCUGCAGACGGGAUUGAAGACUGAUAUGUAUAAUGCUUUUGCGGACAGAAGGUGGUGUUUUUUUGUGAUAGGAUGAUAUAGGAGGUUAGGGUUGGGGACAAGAUGUGGUCAGAUAUUAUGGUUAUAGGCAAAACUCCUUUUAAGAUCUGCGGCUGCUGCUUUUGGUUGGUUUGUUUCGUAGAAUAUGAAGGACCUAGAUGUGUUUAAUUUGCGUUUUUUUGUUCAUUUGGUUGUCUGCAGCCUCACUAUUGAACAAUAUUUCGUCUAAUCUAGUUUAGUUUGUUGUUUCUCCA
This is a messenger RNA of Malus domestica (apple), 877 nucleotides long. RefSeq names its product histone H3.3. Gene Ontology annotation, molecular function: structural constituent of chromatin; DNA binding; protein heterodimerization activity. The record is from RefSeq and is a predicted model, not a curated record. NCBI's taxonomy places the organism in Eukaryota, Viridiplantae, Streptophyta, Magnoliopsida, Rosales, Rosaceae. Gene Ontology annotation, cellular component: nucleosome; nucleus.